GUCAUCAAGGAGGAGGCUAUGCGAAGAGCGGAGGAGCGGAGGGCGGCCAUCUUGGAUCAGCAGGAGGAGACCGAGUACCGACUCAUGGAGCACGAGGCCAAGAAGGAGAGAUACUUGGACUUCAAACGUGAGUUGGAUGGCCUACGUUCCAAGAACAAGGAGAUCAAUGUCGAGCGGCAGAGGAGACGUGAAGACUAUGAACGGGAGUCAAUUGCAGACGCCGUCCGCAAGAAGGACGACAAGAUCGAUCAGCUCAAUGCCGAGCGUCAGCGAAUGUGGGAGCUGCGGAGAGCGGCCCAGGCCGAGGCCUACAAGGCCCGCGAGCAGGUGAAGAACGAGAUCUUGAGACAGCGGAUUCAGUCGAAGUUUGACUCAAAGAGCUUAGAGGACAAGCUUGGGUCUUUGAUGAGGAACGACCUCUUCAGUGCAAAAGUCCUUCAGUCGAGCCACUCAUUGCCUUCCCUACGGUCUACAGGUCAUCCGAGUCAGGAGGGCUAA
Messenger RNA from Symbiodinium pilosum, 498 nucleotides. The record is from the annotation of a GenBank genome assembly. Lineage: Eukaryota; Dinophyceae; Suessiales; Symbiodiniaceae.